UGUUUUGAAUGAACACCUGAAAAUAGUUGCUAGUAGCUAGCUGCCAAGUUAAUGCUCACGACUGAGUGUGUUUUCUUAGACAUUUUAACCCACUGUAGCUGUAUCGAUAGCAUUAACAUCCUCCUACCCAUGAGCCUCUGCAUGUGUCGGUAUGGACAGUCGAUGUUAUUGUUGUGCGUCCAAGUUUAGCCUCUUCAAGAAGGAGCUGGGCUGUAAGAACUGCGGCCGCUCCUUCUGCUCCAGCUGCUUGACUUUCAGUGCUGUGGUGCCUCGUUGUGGCAACACCCAGCAGAAGGUCUGUAAACAGUGCCAUGGUAAUCUGACCAGUGGGCAAUCCUCAACCAGUGCUGGCAGAUGGUCUCCUCCAGAAAACUAUAAAAAACGGGUCGCUGCACUUGAGGCCAAACAGCAAGGACAGCCAACACAGCCUGUGAGGACCAGCAAAGCAGGACAUCCACCAACCAGCGGCCUGAGCAAAGAAGAUCAGGCAAUUGCUGAAAGGCUUCAAAAGCUCAAGGAGGACACAGCACCUAGGUCUGUCCCCUCUGACAAAGAGCUCGAGUCCCGACUUGCUGCUCUGAAAGCUCCCAGCAAGCCAGUACCUUCUGCAGAGGAGAUGGAGGACCGUCUGGCCACUCUGCGGGGUCUCCCUCCACCAUCUCAAGCUCCUCGACCUGUGCAUCAGCCUCCAGAAAACCGGACCCAGACUGAACAAGCCAAUGAUUUGAUAAGUCAGAUGACAGAGGAAGUUGCAAUUGACAACCAGCAAUCAAAUCCUGAAUGCAGUGUAGAUGGCCGUAUGAAUGAUCUCAAUAAAGGUGAGGCAGGUACAUUGGAUGAGAAUUUGGAAGAGAACCAGGAUGCAGCCAAGCAGCUGGAGGCUGAGAAAGCCCAUCUGCUUGAGGAAGCUAUGGAGGAGCUGAGGAAAGAGCGUCACUCUCAGGAUCAGAUCCUGCACAUGGCAAAGAGGCUGGCACAGCUGAAGGGGCAGGACCCGGACAAAGUUACUAUGGAGGACUUCCAGCAACCUGACAGUGAAGAGGAGACUGAAGAAGAAGCUGUUAUGAGAGUGUUAAAACAGCUCUCAGAAGAAGCUACACUAGAUGAGGCCAGUGGCUACAACAUACCUUUAGAACAGAGUGGGCCAAGGAAUAGGGAAAAGAAAAAAUCGUCCAAGAAACCGGCUCAGCCUCCGGCACCUAAGAGCAGGAACCUACCUGCUGCUGAUGCACAUCAGCCAUCAGACAGUGAUGAAGAAGAGCUUCCGUGGUGCUGCAUCUGUAACCAAGAUGCCAGCCUUCAAUGUCACACCUGUGAUGGAGAUCUGUACUGCAACCGCUGCUUCAGGGAAGGCCAUGAUAAAUAUGACAGGAAGGAGCAUCGCACCACUAACUACACUGCGCCAAAGAAGAAGAGGAAGACAUGAUAGUGAAGCUAUGCUGCAGGUGAUUGGUAGAGUUCGGCCAGCCAUCACACUUAGACUUGUUCAUUAGCCUUAAGUGACUUACUAUUGUUAGAAAACAGUCUCUCUAAUCAUCUAAAACAAGCCACAAACCAUCAGAACUCCUCAACAUAUUUUAUUCAGUAAAUGCUAAGGCUGAACUAAUUGAAUGGAGCAUAAUAAGAAACCACUGGUAAUAUUUCUUGCAAAGCACGGGCUAGAUAAGGAUCAUAAACACAAUGUAAAUGCAUUAUAAUAUGUAUAAUAUCUUAAAUAUAGUUUAUUUUUUGUGGAAUGUAUAAAAAUAGACGUAUGUAAUAUUUGCAGAGGCUGCUAGACAGUGCAGCAAACCUGCACGGCCGCUUCACAUAGGAAUCCCAAAAAUUUAUAUGGUUGAUCUGAAUAAGAAGUAUUAGAUUUAUUUUUAUUUUGACUUGUCCUAGUUCCUAAUGGCAACAAAGGCUUAUUUAAAGUGCUCUUUUGCACUUGUCAUCAUAUGAUGAUUUCCAAGUUUUUAUAACCCGUACAGAAAGCAGACACGUCGUGAGCUCGUCUGGGAUGAUGUACAAUCCCAGACUGCUGUCAGCUCUGCACCGAAGAAGCACAGAGGAGUCAGUAUAAAAGGAUUACUAAGGGCUUUGUUUUCUUUUGGCAGUCACUGCAGUCGCUCUUGUAAUCUGUGUUUGGCUGUGUGUGUAAUUUCGUUAUAAAUAAAGGAUAAGUAUUAGCAACUAUGUCACGUCGUUGAGAGCAUGCAGCAUACCUUAGUUUUAAUUUAAACAUUAAAGCCUUAUUUUUUUCCUUUUUAGGUCCAACGUAUUAUUACUUGAUAAAAAUAUCUCAGUCUGUCAGGCCUUGUAAGGAGUGCAGUUCUUAUAGUAUAUAUGCCUUCUUUGUCAGAGAAGUCGAGGAGAACCAUAUAAAUUUCUAUAGUGGAGACCUCACCCGAAAGACCCUCUGUGUUUGACAGAGAGAAGGCCAGAGUGCAGGCUCAUCAGCGUGCAUUACUGUCUGGCUGAGGAGAAACCAUAAUUAUACUCUUCUCUUGGGACUUGCUCCAUUAAGGUUCAUAUGGAAAGUGUUACUGUGCCUUUUCUGGCCGUGUCAUACACGUACCCCAGACAGGAAAUGGACGAGGAUAAUGGAUGCAUACUUAAUGGAACAUCUUGUUGCUGAUCUCAGUGUGUUUACACCUACUCUUGACAUGUCAAAGUUUCCUUUGUUUCCGUCAAUUUGUUGAAAAUGCCUGAAAACACUACCUUAUGUUUUGGGAAUAAAAUGCUGACUGCCGUUCUGUAGGAAAGUUGUCUGUAGACAGUAGGGCAGAGUCAUUAUCCGUGUUUCUGAGCAGUUAUGAGCUCAGG
Molecule: messenger RNA, 2805 nt
Organism: Pelmatolapia mariae (spotted tilapia)
Lineage: Eukaryota; Metazoa; Chordata; Actinopteri; Cichliformes; Cichlidae
Gene: zfyve19
Product: zinc finger, FYVE domain containing 19
Exons: 11
Coding region: 152-1426 (424 amino acids)
Biological process (GO): mitotic cytokinesis checkpoint signaling; abscission
Cellular component (GO): centrosome; cleavage furrow; midbody
Molecular function (GO): phosphatidylinositol-3-phosphate binding; metal ion binding
Source: RefSeq, a predicted model, not a curated record